UACCACACGAACAUGGCGGCUACCAGACUAGGAGGGUUCAUGAAAAUACGCUUGUCUAGGAAUAAAGUUUUUUGUCCUACACUCUACAAAUGCAGACUUCUUAGUGAUGACCGCCUUCAACACCUAAGCAAACACCAUUUCUGGAAAUCAAAGUAUCAGCAAGAAGUGUUAAGUUUUGACUGGUUUCUGUCUAAAGAGAAUUUGUCUCAGUUUGUGAAACAUGUCUUGCAACAAUAUCAAGACAAAAUCAUUUCAGCUCAACAUUCAGUCAAGGCCGUCGAGAAUACCCUAAAUCUACUUGGACAGUUCCAUAUUCUUGAUUUGGGAUGUGGAAGUUCUGCACUUCCAGAAUGUUUUUAUCAAUGGGAGCACUAUCCUGUCACUGUGCAGUGCCUUGACUAUAUAUAUGAAGCUGUCCAAUUUCAGAUGCAUUCUAUGAAAUUGAUCAGGCCAGGCAAUAAGAACAGCCAGGUACAUGGGGUAUGUGCAAAUGCCUGCUGCCUUCCGUAUCGUUCAGACAUUUUUCAUCUCAUCACUGAAAAAGGAACGAUGGAUUCGCUGCUCAAAGACACUAGAACAGGACAAGAAAAAGCUCGCCAAAUGUUUCGGGAAGUGUACCGAGUGUUGCAAAAUGGGGGAGUUUUCAUGCAGAUCUCAGAUGAAGAUCCUGAUAGUAGAUUGUUUUUUCUUGAAGACCUAAGUGGCUUCCCUUGCAGAUGGACUGUUCUUGACCUUGCUGUUGACUAUGAAAUGAACAAUAACUGCUUUGUAUAUUCUUUUCAGAAAUGAUUAAAAACAUAAUCUUUGCUGAUUAUUUCAGACAUAACGUAAAAUUCAGAUACAGCUUUAUUUAUCCCAGAGGGCAAGUAGUAGCAACUCUAUAGGGAAAUAAGAGAACUACACAGCUCAACAACAUUUUAAUACAUUCAUACACACUCCACCAGACAGACCCUUAUACAAUCAUAAAUCACAUAAUCUAGUCAUUCACACAUGAUAGCGUUUGCAAGUCACAUGGCCAAAAUAACAAAGGACAGCUUGAAUCUGUUGAUCUGGAAUGCCUUAAUGUUCUGCCAUAAAAUCAUCUGGACCUGG
This is a messenger RNA of Pomacea canaliculata, 1092 nucleotides long. Its product is annotated as citrate synthase-lysine N-methyltransferase CSKMT, mitochondrial-like. The coding region runs from base 13 to 789 and encodes 258 amino acids. Gene Ontology annotation, molecular function: S-adenosylmethionine-dependent methyltransferase activity. The transcript is spliced from 2 exons. The record is from RefSeq and is a predicted model, not a curated record. NCBI's taxonomy places the organism in Eukaryota, Metazoa, Mollusca, Gastropoda, Architaenioglossa, Ampullariidae.